UGAAGCAAGGGGAAAGUAAGAGAGAGGGGCACUCUACAUAUUAGAGAGAAAGAGAAACAAGAGGAAGGAGGAAGAGGUCGUUGAAAAAUGACGGUAAAGAUUUACGCAUAGACUUUUGGGGAUCGUUCCGUUACUUAACCUUCCCCGCUUCUCUACCUGUCUGUCCCUGCAAUCUAGGCGCUAGGGUUCAUCGAAUAUCCUGUUUCUCUCCCAUUCGAUUCCUUUCGUUUCCCUUUCGCUAUUCCAUUCUCGCUCUCUUUCUCUUCCACCUCGAUCUCUUCAUUUCAGGUGCUGAUUUAGGUGCUUGAUUUGAACGAAAUCCGCCAUGACAAUUGCCGAUUCGGUUUUUCCGAUGGACAAUGGCGGCAGCUGCGUCCCGCUCCCUCCGGAGGAGGAGAAUCGGAUCGUGUCGGAGUUGAUCAAGGAAUCGGAGCUUAAUUUGAGAGAAGGCAACUUGUACUACGUUAUUUCCAAUAGGUGGUUUUCAAGUUGGCAGAGGUAUGUUGGGGAUUGUGGUGGUAUGCUUUCCACUGGUGAGCAAUCUUCAAUUGACCAGAAUGCCGGUGUGGUUCACUCAGAGAAUGCAGAUAGACCUGGGCCGAUUGAUAAUUCUGAUAUUGUCACAAACGGAAAUAAUUACGAAGGCAAUGAUUUAGAUAUUCAUCGAAUGUUGGUGGAGGGGACAGACUAUGUUUUAGUUCCUCAGAAAGUGUGGGAAAGACUUUCAGAAUGGUAUAGAGGUGGACCUGCAUUACCGAGGAGGUUGAUCUCGCAGGGUGCUGCACAGAAGCAAUAUAGUGUUGAGGUUUACCCACUCAUUUUAAAGUUGACUGAUGCCAGAGAUAACAGUGUGUCAACUGUAAAAUUAAGCAAAAAGGCGAACAUAAGGGAGCUAUAUGAACUGGUGUGCAAAAUCAAAGGAGUAGAACAAAAAAAGGCCUGUAUUUGGGAUUACUUCAAUUUAAACAAACAUACAGUGCUAGCUGUGUCAGACCAAACAUUGGAGGAGGCAAACUUGGUGAUGGACCAAGAUAUUCUUCUAGAAGUAUCACUUGAUGGAGGUCAUUCGCUUGGAAAUGAGUUAGCUUUGGUACCAUUAGAGCCUCCAAGAUCAUCUAUGUCGAUUGCAGGGGGGCCUACGUUGUCAAAUGGUCAUGCAUCUGUGUCAAGUUUCAAUUCGUAUCAGGGAAGUUCUGUGAGUUCGUCAUUGACUACUGUGGAUGAUAAAUAUGACAACUAUAGAGGUGAAAGGGGUGGUUUGGCAGGACUGCAGAACUUGGGGAAUACCUGCUUCAUGAAUAGUUCUAUUCAAUGUUUAGUCCACACCCCGCCUCUUGUUGAAUAUUUCUUACAAGAUUACAGUGAGGAUAUCAACAUGGACAAUCCCUUGGGAAUGCGUGGUGAGUUAGCACUUGCUUUUGGUGACUUGUUGAGGAAACUGUGGUCUGCAGGGCGAACUGCUGUUGCUCCUCGUGCAUUCAAGGGAAAGCUGGCUCGAUUUGCCCCACAAUUCAGUGGUUAUAACCAGCAUGAUUCUCAAGAAUUGCUUGCGUUUUUAUUGGAUGGGCUGCAUGAAGAUUUGAAUCGUGUGAAACAAAAACCUUAUAUUGAAAUGAAGGACUCGGAUGGUAGGCCAGAUGAGGAAAUCGCAUAUGAGUGUUGGAAAAAUCAUAUGGCUCGGAAUGAUUCAUUGAUUGUUGAUGUGUGCCAGGGUCAAUACAAGUCAACAUUAGUUUGUCCAGUAUGUGGCAAAAUUUCAAUCACUUUCGAUCCUUUCAUGUACUUAUCAUUACCGCUGCCUUCCACUGUCACGCGGUCAAUGACAGUAACUGUCUUUUAUUCUGAUGGGAGUGGUCUUCCCAUGCCAUACACUGUGACAGUUCUGAAGCAUGGUUGCUGUAGAGAUCUUUCCAAUGCAUUGGCCGCUGCAUGCUGCUUAAAGAGUGAUGAAAUGCUUUUGCUGGCAGAGGUUUAUGAGCAUAAGAUCUACAGAUAUUUAGAGACCCCUUUGGAACCACUGGCAUCAAUAAAGGACGAUGAACAUAUUGUGGCCUAUCGACUGAAAAGUGGAGCCCGGAAAACGAAACUAGAAAUAAUGCAUCGAUGGCUGGAUAAUGUAAAGGGUGGAGAGAGGAAGCUUUUUGGAACUCCUCUGGUUACUUAUUUGGUGGAAGACACACUAUAUGGAGCCAACAUUGAGACAUCUGUACAUAAAAUGUUGUUGCCUUUAAGAAGAGCAUCUGCUUCAACUAAGUCUCAUGAUGGAAAGGAAAAUGGUUUCGUCUCAGUUGACAUUGACGAGAAAUCGCACAUCUCCAAUACCCAAUGUGAACCAAGUAAUCUGACAACUACCAGCACAGAACAAGAUGGGACUGCUUGUGGGGAUUCAUCUUUCCAACUUUUCGUCACUAACAGUAGUGGUUUGGGCUGUGAACCCAUUGAAAAGGAUUCUCUUCUAAAACAAAGUCAACAUAUAAGAGUCUUUCUUGACUGGACUGACAAAGAGCAUGAUUUAUAUGAUGCUAGCUACCUGAGGGAUCUUCCUGAGGUUCACAAGACUGGAUUUACUGUGAAAAAAACCCGGCAAGAAGCCAUUUCUUUAUUUUCAUGCCUGGAGGCUUUCUUGACUGAAGAACCUCUAGGGCCUGAUGAUAUGUGGUACUGCCCUAGAUGCAAGGAACACAGACAAGCAACCAAAAAACUAGAUUUGUGGAAAUUGCCAGAGAUUCUUGUUUUUCAUUUGAAACGAUUCUCAUACAGCAGAUAUCUGAAAAACAAACUUGAUACUUUUGUGAAUUUUCCCAUUCACAAUCUUGAUUUGACCAAGUACGUUAUAAGCAAGGAUGGACAAUCCUACAUGUACGAACUUUAUGCUAUAAGCAAUCAUUAUGGUGGUCUCGGGGGUGGGCACUAUACUGCGUAUGCUAAGUUGAUCGAUGACAAUAAAUGGUACCAUUUUGAUGACAGUCAUGUCAGCCCUGUUACUGAAGCCGAAAUUAAAUCUUCAGCUGCAUAUGUCCUAUUUUAUCAGAGAGUUAGGAGUAAACCGCAGAUGGAAGGAGAGGCAUCUGUGGCUCAUACAGGUUCUUUUUAGGCAGUGACGAGGCUUUUUCCUGUUUUUGUCUGGAUUAUAUGCUUCACAAUAGGCAGAGCUUGUAUCCUGGAUAGUUGUACUUCCCCUGCCCUGCAAAACAUGCAAGCUGAAAUUGAAGACAAAAUGUUGCUGUUUGGUGACAGCAAUUAAGCAGAUGUUUGAGGCUCCGGAAAACAUGUCAAUAGGAGUAUUGGCUCUUCAUCUCCACACGAUAUAUCAUUUUUUGAUCAAGAAGUUUUUGCAGCCUAUGAACUUGCUUAGGUAUUUCUUUCUGCUAUUAAAUUUCAUUGGAUGUUAUACCGAUGAAUUAAUCAUAAUUGCCGUUUGAUAGUGGUAUUUUUGUUUUCAUAAUUUGCUAGUAGGGCUACAUUUGAAUUUGUGAAGAAAUUUUAGCCAUUGUCUUAUCAUGUUGUUAGGAGCCUUAAACCCAAUAUCUUGCGACAAUUACAUAAAAUGCGUGGAAGAGAUAUAGAAAGCAGCUGAUUAUAUUUGUUUAA
Molecule: messenger RNA, 3591 nt
Organism: Arachis stenosperma
Lineage: Eukaryota; Viridiplantae; Streptophyta; Magnoliopsida; Fabales; Fabaceae
Product: ubiquitin carboxyl-terminal hydrolase 9-like
Exons: 14
Coding region: 326-3094 (922 amino acids)
Biological process (GO): protein deubiquitination
Molecular function (GO): cysteine-type deubiquitinase activity
Source: RefSeq, a predicted model, not a curated record